Messenger RNA from Punica granatum (pomegranate), 2890 nucleotides. NCBI's taxonomy places the organism in Eukaryota, Viridiplantae, Streptophyta, Magnoliopsida, Myrtales, Lythraceae. The record is from RefSeq and is a predicted model, not a curated record.
GUGUUUAGUGUAAAAAGCAGCAGCUUCCUGGAAGAUCUGUCCGGAACGAACAUGGCAGGCCAAGUUCCAGAAGAAACCUCGCCAAUCUGAAACCCACCCAAUCUCUCUCCCUCUCUCUCUCUCUCUCUAUCUGCGAUAACCCAAAAAUUCCUUUCUUCUCCGAGAGAACCCAGAUCCCGUUUCGUCCCAAAUUCACCAAUUUUGGCCAGAGUCAGAGCUUAGCUGUUGAAAGCUGCAAUCUUGGUCUUCUUUUGUAGCUCAAUGGCACUGACCCAGUGAUCCCUACCCUUCUCUUCCAUCUGACCUUCUACCACCAGGACCUCCUUCAGGAGCCCAGCAAAUGGCGUGCCCCAGAAACGCCAUCACCUACAAUGGCACCCUUUGUGCAUGCUCCCCGGGGUACCUGCUGAACCGCACCUCGAACAGCUGCGAUCUGUUUGUCGCCAACGCCACGAUCUUGGCCAACUCCGGGGUCGAUUCCUACGCCGUGGGCUUCCCGGAGACCAUAUUCUCCUUCGAGACCAUCAGGAAGUUCACCCAGUCCCAGGCGGUGUUCUUGGAGGCCACGGUUGUGCUCUUGCUCUCUUGGCUCGUCUUCUGUUUCUUCUUGCGGUUCAUGAAGCUCGGGGAUGGCAAGAAUGUCUGGUUUCAGAUUCGCUGGUGGAUUAGUAGGCUCGAUGUUUGCUUCGCCACUAGGCAUUGGCUGGAUGAUCAGAAAGUAGUCAGAAAGAGGAAAACUGAACUUGGGGGAACAUUUUCAAUUGCAAGUUGGAUUCUUUUCACUGGAUUCUUUGCUGCGUUGCUCUACCAAAUAAUCACAAAGAGAAACAUCGAGGUGCACAACGUGAGGGCAACAAAUGCACCUGACCUGCUCGCCUUUCGUAGUGAUAUGGAGUUUAACAUUACUACUAUUUCCAGCAUGAGUUGUGCAAAUUUGCGUAAUCUGGGCAAUUUGGUCACUGGGAGCCCUGGGUUGUUCGACUAUAGAGUUGCUUCUCUCUCCAGCUUUGGAAACUUUUCGUGCUUGAACACAACAUUUGGGCCCACUAUAAGUAUUAGAUGCAACAACUGCCAGCUGACUCAGGACAACAUUUACUUCUCCUGGGAGUUUGUAGAUUUACCAAACAGUCCUGCUGCUGCUGUUGGGUUUCAGUUCAACCUAUCUUCAAAGCCCCAUGCCAAUAAGCAACACAUGAGUUUUGUGAGUGGCUUUCUUUGUAAUGGGAGCUCUUCUGAUGAUAGGCCGGUUACAUACAGAGGAACAAACACAAAUAUUCUGAAAUUCAAUUUGUUCCCCAGUUUAUACCGUCAUCAGAAUAAUCUGAGGCUAAUCCAACCGCUGUUUCAUGGCUUUCUUCAUGGAUCGUAUUUUGAUGAGGCGAGUCAGCUCCAAGCGUCCCUCCAGAGUUCUGGUGGACUCAUCAAUACCACAGUCUAUUUGCACUUCCUGUCUGCAUAUAUUGUUGAGGUCGACAGGGAAAGUAUUUUCGGCCCUGUGAGUUUCCUUGCGGACCUUGGUGGCCUAUUUUGCAUUAGUAUCGGCAUUUUUUACUACCUCUUGGUGCAAUUUGAAUACAGGGUUAAGAAACUACGAAAUGAAGAUAGUACGCUCCGAAAAAUUAGAAGCCGAAGGAAAGCUCGAGAACGGUGGGAUAAGUUGAGGAAAUAUGUGAGGUACACGUGGGAUUGCAGAGUGCUGGAUGAAGAUGAUAACUAUAAAAAUGGAACAGAUUGCUCUGGUUGCUUUCAUCGGAACAGAUCACUUCAGCCUAGUAAAUCUUCAUGGAAACAACGCUAUAGUAGCGCUUCUAUGAGUUUAAACCAGAAAAGCAGCUUACCCAUUAAAGAGAAUGCCGCCCCUGGAGUGGAACAAGUGCAGCAAGUGACAACUUACAUAGCAAAUAAUGAUAAGCAGCAUUCUACUGGAUCAGAUGUGGCGCAUACAUUGCAACCCCAAGUGUCCUUUCUCACUGAUGACCAAAUCAUCCCACCACCUCCGCCAUUAGAGUUCAAGGCUGAUGCUGCAAUGGACAUUACUGACGUCCAAAAAAAUCUUACCCGUCUAUACGAAUAUAAUGCCAUGAUGAGGGAGAAGUUGGCUGCUACUCAGUCUCUGUUUCACGAUUUAGCAAAAAAGUCAUCUCAAGAAUCAACAAGGCAAAUGUGAUCCUGUGGUUAUACAAUGUAAUCGUGAUCAGGGGCAGGAAAGAUGGAGGCCUUAACUGCAGAUUUGCAGGGUCAGCCGAUGCGAUAACAUGGUGAGGGCUCAAGAUGCCAACAACAUUAUGGGUAUGCUGCAAUAUGAGCUGCUGGUUCAUCAGUGCUGCGGGAAGAGGAUCCACUUCUUGGUCGACCUGAGAGUAGUAGUUGCCUUCCUUACCAAUUGCAAAGUUCUGAGAACAGAUAUGAUCAUGGUUAGGAGCAUUGCAGAUGGGGGAUUCGAUUCAUUUGGUAGAUCCGCCCAUUGGCCUUGGCUUAAGCUACUGAUCAGGCCAGAGUGCACAUUAGGUAGCUUCAAGGAUUCUCGUUCCUUCUCCAUACGCAUCCGGUAUUUCUACAAGAUGAAAGUAUAACUGUAUUGUAAGCUUUCCGAUUGUUAGAUGACUAUAUACUAAAUAUAUAGAAGAUCUUAGCCUGAUUGAGAUUAAGACAGAAAUGACCUGAAGGUGGCUGUUGACAUUGGCUAUUGGAAGACCAGUAAUGCCCUUCUUUCACAUCUCAUUUAAGAUCAUGCUUGGGGGGGCAUGCUCCUCUGGAUGUUUGGAUUAUCCAUCUGGUUCUACAUGAUUAUCAUGUAAUAUUAUUAGGCCGUGUUAUUAUUUUCGAAACUGGAUAAAUUUGGAAAAGAAUGAAAUAAAUAAUUUGGAACGAGGAUUCAAUAUUCAAAAAA